AACACACCCUCCAACCACUCAACCGCACUCAACUCAGCACGCCCGCUGAUGGCCCGUCUGGCCCUGCGCCUCAACGUGAGGGGUAGGGGCGGGAGGGGUCGAAGUGCGAAGCAGGCCCCGAGUUGACCGGUGGACCAAAGUAUAAAACUUCCUGAGUCGGUCAUUGGCAUUGUCUUGAGCCUUCAGUUGCGGAGAGUAUGUGAACAAAAUCCAGUAUCAGCAUACCAAACCAUCCAAAAGACCCAAGAACUCUAUCAGCAGAGAAACUGAGAGAGCAGCCAUGAGCGGUAACAUUGCUGUCACCGGGGUCUCUACCUCUCCCGGCCCCAAUGGAUCCGUCCCCGUCCGUCGGGAGCUUCGCGAUCUAGAGCGAAACUACCCCGACCAGUUCAACCUCUACAUCCUCGGUCUCAAGAAUCUCGAGGGACAGGACCAGUCCAGACUGACCUCGUACUACCAGAUAGCUGGCAUCCAUGGCAUGCCCUACAAGCCCUGGAACGGCGUCGGCAGUCAGACCAACUGGCAGUCGACCAGCGGAUUUGGAGGGUACUGCACCCACUCGUCCAUCUUGUUCCUGACUUGGCAUCGUCCAUACCUCGCUCUCUACGAGGCAUGUUUCCCUCAAACCCAAUCGCUUUAUAACGCCGUUCAAGAAGUUGCGAGGCAAUUCCCAGCCGGUGCCCUUCGUGACAGAUACGUUGCGGCGGCCAGAGACUUUCGAGCUCCCUACUUCGACUGGGCAAGCCAGCCGCCUCGGGGAGCAUCAGCGUUUCCAAGCCUCUUCACAUCGCCCAACAUACAGGUAAUCGACGUGGAUGGCAGGACCAAAUCCACUAGCAACCCACUGUACCGAUUCGACUUCCGCCCGGCAAAUGUCCCUCCCGGAGAUCUUCAGCAGUGGAGCCGCUACCAAGCCACUGUCCGAUACCCGAACAGCCGGGGCCAGUCCCAAGACGCGCGCGUCGCCCCCAUCCUUGCCAACGAACUGGCCUCGCUGCGCAGCAACGUCGGCCUCCUGCUGCUGUCUUACACCAACUUCGACGCCUUCAGCUACAACAGGUGGGAUCCCAACACGCGGCCGGGCGAGUUCGGCAGUCUGGAGGACGUGCAUAAUGAGAUCCACGACCGGACCGGUGGCGGCGGCCAUUUCUCGUCUCUCGAGGUCUCGUCGUUUGAUCCCUUCUUCUGGCUGCACCACAUCAACGUGGACCGCCUCUGGGCCAUCUGGCAAGAGCUGCACCCAGACAGCUACAUGUCGCCGCGUCCGGCGCCUUACUCGACGUUCAACUCAACCGGGGGCGAAAUGCAGACGGCGAACACGCCCCUGACCCCCUUCUGGGACGCGUCCGGCACCAAGUUCUGGACGUCGGCGCAGAUCCGGGACACGACCACGUUCGGGUAUGCGUACCCGGAGACGCAGCAGUGGCGGUACCCUGAUUAUCCAACAUACCAGGCCGCGAUCCGCCGCGCCGUCACCGCCCUGUACGGCACCAACGUGUUUGCCAACUUCGUCGCCAACGUCGAGAGCCGGCGCGAGGAGCACGCCUUUGCCAUGAGCUCGUUGGUGGCGGCGCUAGACGGGGAAAAAGAGGCUAACGGAGCGCCGGUUGAGCCCGAGAAGGCAACCACCGACCCAAUCCCUGCCUCGCUCAAGCACCUAGCCCCCUCCAACAAAUACCACGACUGGAUCGUCAACGUGCGGGCGCAGAAGCACGGUCUGAACCAAUCCUUCCGGGUACUCGUCUUCCUCGGUCCCUUCAACGAGUCCGACCCUUCAACUUGGGACACCGAAUUCAACUGCGUGGGGCGCGUGUCGGUGCUGGCGCGGUCGGCGACGGAGACGCAGUGCGCAAAGUGCCGCGUCGAUGCGGCCGAGGAGCUCAUGGUCUCGGGCACGGUGCCCCUGACCUCGGCGCUGCUGCAGGACAUUACCGAGGGCGAGGUGGCGAGCCUCAAGCCCGACGACGUGGUGCCCCACCUGCGGGCCAAGCUCGCCUGGAAGGUGGCGCUGUUCGAUGGCGAGGAGAGGGACGUCCUGUCGGUCCCCGGCCUCAAGGUCAGUGUGGCGUCUACCGAGGUGACCAUCGGGGAGGAGGAUGGUCUGCCGGUGUAUUCCGGGGAGUAUACCGUGUAUCCUGAGAUCACCGAGGGCAAGCCGGCUGGGUUGGCGGCUGGAGAGCACAUCUGA
Messenger RNA from Canariomyces notabilis, 2188 nucleotides. Its product is annotated as Monophenol monooxygenase. Lineage: Eukaryota; Fungi; Ascomycota; Sordariomycetes; Sordariales; Chaetomiaceae. The record is from RefSeq and is a predicted model, not a curated record. Gene Ontology annotation, molecular function: tyrosinase activity. Bases 281 to 2188 code for a protein of 635 amino acids. The transcript is spliced from 6 exons.